AUGCUGCUCGACAACCCCCAACCGCAAGACCUCCAGUCCGAAAUCGCGCAGCUCGAGGCCCGCCUGCAUGACAUGCGGGCCCAGCUCGAUGCCUCCGAAUGCCCUCCCGCUUCUCACGCCGGAGAAAAGACACCCUGGACCAUGCCUUCAGAUAUCCAUAAGCACGACAAUAUCUGCAAUACAUUCCGCCCGAGCCUCGUCCGCUCCUCAUCCCUCCACGCGCUCCUCCUUCUCUCUGACUCCGCCCUGCCAUUGGGCUCCUUUGCAUACUCCAGCGGGCUGGAGUCCUACCUCGCACAUAAUAAGCCUCUCCGGUCCAACCCCAUCGCCUCCUUCCACUCCUUCCUCAAACUCUCUAUCGCCUCCAUCGCCAGCACAUCCCUCCCUUACGUCCUCGCCGGCUACCGCGAGCCAGACACCCUCGAGACCCUCGAUAAUGACCUCGAUGCCUCCACACCCUGCAUAGUCGCCCAGCGAGCCAGUAUCGCGCAGGGCCGCGCCCUAAUUGGUGUCUGGGAGCGCGCAUUCCGCGCCAGCUUCGCCGGCCCCGGUGCCACCGAUACCGGCGCCGAGGUGGCAGUCACAGCCAUGGACGACUUUUCAGAUGCACUGAAGUCGUCCUUCGGCGAGGACAACGAAUAUGAUCUCGGCCCUAAGGGCCACUUUGCACCACUGUGGGGAGUUGUCUGCCGAGCCACGGGCUUAGACCUGCAGCAAGCCGCAUAUAUCUUUGUUGUGAACCACGCCAAGGCUGUUCUGAGCGCUGCAGUGAGGUCUUCUGUGAUGGGACCGUACCAGGCGCAGAACAUCCUGGCGAGCCAGACCUUGCAAGAUACGAUUAUGAAGCGCAUUGAGCGCGAGUGGGAUACAAAGGUCGAGCAGGCUGGGCAGGUUGUUCCUGCUCUGGACCUGUGGGUAGGCCGUCACGAGCUGCUUUACAGCCGCAUUUUCAAUUCAUGA
This is a messenger RNA of Penicillium canariense, 960 nucleotides long. RefSeq names its product urease accessory protein UreF. The record is from RefSeq and is a predicted model, not a curated record. Gene Ontology annotation, molecular function: nickel cation binding. The transcript is spliced from 2 exons. Lineage: Eukaryota; Fungi; Ascomycota; Eurotiomycetes; Eurotiales; Aspergillaceae. Bases 1 to 960 code for a protein of 319 amino acids.